UAUAGCAGCAUUAUCUGCAACUCUUACACAAACAGUGACAGGAGUUACAUGGGACAAUGCACCGUUAGUCGCUUGAUUUCCCCCUCUGAGUGGACCGGAGGACCGCAUGGUACCUCCCAUCAAUAGAUGUAUUGUAAAAGUACCAUGAUGUCACAAGUGCUCUCAUUGCAAAGAAAAGCAAUCAUAUGACCACCCCUAAUGCAUUGAGACUGUUUCUCAGCGAUGGCUUGAUCUGACACUGUUAGAUUGUCCUGUUUCUUUUAUCUCAUGUCGAAAGUGUCACGUUUUGCUCUUGGUUACAGCUAUAUCUUCAGACUGAGCUGUACGCGACUCGGCCAGUGGGCUAUCGGUUACGUCACAGCUGAUGGGAACAUCUUGCAGACCAUUCCUCAUAACAAACCCCUCUUCCAGGCCCUCAUCGAUGGCUUUAGGGAAGGAUUCUACCUUUUCCCCGAUGGCCGCACUCAGAACCCUGACCUCACAGGGCUGUGUGAGCCCUCGCCUCAAGACCAUAUCAAAGUCACACAGGAGCAAUAUGAGCUCUACUGUGAGAUGGGCUCUACCUUCCAGCUGUGUAAGAUCUGUGCUGAGAAUGACAAGGAUGUGAAGAUUGAGCCCUGCGGCCACCUCAUGUGCACUUCCUGUCUUACAGCCUGGCAGGAAUCAGAAGGUCAGGGUUGCCCGUUCUGCCGCUGUGAAAUUAAGGGCACCGAGCCCAUCGUUGUUGACCCCUUUGAUCCCAAGGACCCCAAUAGCGGAGGCUCCUACGGAGGCUGCAGGGGCACGUAUGGAGCCGAGGGAGCCCCUUCGCCCAGCUACGACGAUGACGAUGAUGAUCGUUUGGAGGACUCACCUUUCAUGAUUAGCAAGCUGGUCGGUUCUAAAGUGGAGAGGCCACCCUCACCGCUGUCAAUCGCCCCUCAGGCAGUCGUUCCCCCAGUACCUCCUCGGCUGGAUCUGCUUCCUCUCAGACCCACCAACCCUCCCGGGGCCUCUAGUCCAGGGGCCACAUCCAAGGCCCCAUCCCAUCACAAGGACAAGCCAUUACCGCUGCCCCCGACUCUAAGGGACCUGCCGCCGCCUCCUCCCCCAGACCGACCUCCACCUACCGGCUCUGACAACCGGCUCCCGAGACGCCCUCUUCCCAGUACGCCCGGAGAACCUUCUCGGGACAAACUGCCUCCUGCCCCUCCUAACCGCAACAUGCCGGACUGGAACUCCCGGCCCGUACCCAAAGCCCCAUCACAGCCACCAGCAAGCGGAGACUCCCGUGGAUCUCGAGAACUCUCUAACCGACACUCUCUGCCUCUCCAACUUCCUUCCACGCUCGACGCCAGAGCCGAAGGCCCGCGAAACAAUGGUCCCCCCAGCCUCGACCACCAGCUGAGUUUUGUAUCAUCCAGUUCUGGGUCGGAGUACGACAGCCCAAAAGUAAAGCCAUCUGCUUCGGCUAAUGCCAUCUAUUCUUUGGCAAUCAGGCCUCUCCCAGCAGUUAAGGCUCAGACAGGGGAGGACGCCUCUGAGAACGAUGAGGAGUCGGAGUACAUGACUCCAUCUUCUCGACCAGUGCUGCCCUCUGCUGCGGGGGAGGCUGUGCCCAGGCCACCUCUUCCACUUUCUCUCAGUCCCAGUGUACUCACUGAAAUGGAGUCAGAAAGCCCACAGAUGUAUGAAGCCAUGUACAAUAUCCAAGCCCAGGCCCUCACCACCUCUGGACCACAGCAGGCCAGAGACUCAGAUUACUCUGAAUUGCCUCCUUUGACCUGCACUAAUGGCCUGAGGGAUCCUAUUGGUGCAUGUGGUGAGGAGGAGGAGGAGAACAGCUAUGACUACCCCAAGCCCCAUCUACCUGCCAAUCUAGCCCGACGCACGCUUUCAGAUAUUAACCCCACAUCCUCAGCCUUCAGCCGCCUUUCCAUAGACAGUGAGCUUGGCGCAGCAUCAACAGUCCUGGACCCCUCCGAAGCCCCCGAGCGGCCUCCUAAGCCUCUUCCUCGUCGCAUCAACUCCGAUCGCAGGCCCAGCCCGGUUCCCCCCGGAGCGAGUCCAGGGCCCAGCCAGCAGAUCAGCAGCGAGAUUGAGCACCUCUUGAGCCAGGGCUACUCCCAUCAGGACAUCCAAAAAGCCCUUAUGAUUGCACAGAACAAUAUUGAGAUGGCCAAGAACAUCCUGAGAGAGUUUGUGUCCAUCCCUUCUACUGCACAUAUCUUAACAUAACGAAACUUCUCUGAACGCCCAGUCUCGGCCCGGCCACACUCAUCUCGCAUUCAUCUCGGACUCCAGAAGAGAGGAGCGCAUACUUGCGUACUCUAGCUCUAGUGAUGACGAGAGCCCUUUCUCCGUAACGCUUCUCGGAAGAGUGAGGGGUUCUUUGCGACCGCUUCUUCAGCCUGAAGGCAACACGUGUCCCCUGAGGCUUAACGAGGACAAAAACAAAAAAAGACAAAAACUUGUAUGUGUUUAUAUAUGAUUUAAUAUAUAAAUCAGAAUAUUGAGUAUAGUUAAUAUAUACACGUAUGUUGGAGAGGGUCAGGGUUUGCUGCAGAGAUCAGGGUGUGUGAAGUAUUAGGCCUCGGAGUUCGGAUAGCUAAAGGGAGUUCAGUUAAACAGCAGACUGCAGCCGAGCAUUUUCUUUUGUGAAAAAAUGGCCUUUACUUGUGUCGCUUCGGUACAUUUUUGUUUUCGAGUGUGUAAUUUUCAUUUCCGUCUGUCUAGUAGCAUGCCGUACGUGUCGGUCCCCACAGCGCAGCUGCCCAUUUCAGAGAUACCGGUCAGCCCAAAGCAACCCGUUCUCCGCCUGACCUUGACCUCCAGGGUACUGUGUGAACAAUUUUUUUUUUUUUAAGGUGCGUGGUGGCGGCUGGCAUCGGAAAUGGGCUCUCCGUCAGCCUUGAUACAUCUGUGUAGCAUUACUGUAACUGUACUGUACCAUGAAUUUCACUUCUCAAAUGUUUAAGGACAGCCAGUCCUUCAGAUUCCCAGUAGGAACAUGCUGAUGAAGGGUACACGCAUCUGAUGUCAGGGGACAUGUAACCUUGUUUGCUCUAAUCUGAAUGUGUCAUUAAUAUGGUGGUCUCCGACAGACUUUUGUGAAGUAGUGUGUUUACUAAAGAUAGUGUUUUCUAACAGAUUAUGGGGCGACAGGUUGGACACAAAGUGAAUCCGCUUAAUCAUAAAAAAAAAGAAGUAUUUGCUUAUAAAGGUCCAAAGCCUGGCCAAGUUUCUGUAUUCGGUGGGGACUAAAAUCACUCUUGGGGAGCUUUGGACUUUUGUAUGAAGCUGUUCAUCUUAGAAACCAUUUCAUUUGAUCACCUUAAUAUAUUGUUAUUAUUAAUGUUAUUAUUAUUAUUAUUAUUAUUAUUAUUAUUUGAUUUAUUGUUAUUAAUACAGAAGUGCUUUACUGCUGCUAUUAUUGUUAGUGCUAAACAAUUAAGCCUUAAAUGUACAUUUGUGAAUACUGUGUUUAACCCAUUUUAAAGUGACAGUAUCGGUUGUGUGUAAUUUGGUAAUGUAGCAUACUUGAAAUCAGAAGCAACUUGCGCAGGUGUGAGCCCUGCUGGGGGUUUUCCCCCAGUCUGUGUGUAUGUGUGUGUUUGUGCGCGCAUGGGACGUCUGUUUUCAUCCAGGUACGUUGCGGUUUGCUUGAAAUACAUGCGUUUAUCGAAAUGGUGAAAUGUGUCACGGGGCUCAUCGCGGAAGGCCUUAUGUUCUUUUCUUGUCCUACGAGGCUUUGGUGUUUACCCUGUCAGCGAUCGGAUCGAUCUUUCAGUGGCAGCCCUUUUCAAGCCAUGAUCGCAGUGCCCAUAGUCCGCCUGCUGUUAGGGAGAAGGUUCUUCCCAAUCUCCCCUUUGUACUCAGGAAUAUAGUACAUUUGAACAGAAUCUACAUUAGUGACUCCGUACUUUUAAACCAG
Megalobrama amblycephala (Wuchang bream) is the source of this 3913-nucleotide messenger RNA. RefSeq names its product E3 ubiquitin-protein ligase CBL-like. The transcript has 11 exons. NCBI's taxonomy places the organism in Eukaryota, Metazoa, Chordata, Actinopteri, Cypriniformes, Xenocyprididae. Gene Ontology annotation, cellular component: plasma membrane; membrane raft. Gene Ontology annotation, molecular function: SH3 domain binding; phosphotyrosine residue binding; ubiquitin protein ligase activity. The record is from RefSeq and is a predicted model, not a curated record. The coding region runs from base 268 to 2217 and encodes 649 amino acids. Gene Ontology annotation, biological process: signal transduction; negative regulation of epidermal growth factor-activated receptor activity.